Pan troglodytes (chimpanzee) is the source of this 5074-nucleotide messenger RNA. Its product is annotated as ankyrin repeat domain-containing protein 30B-like. The record is from RefSeq and is a predicted model, not a curated record. NCBI's taxonomy places the organism in Eukaryota, Metazoa, Chordata, Mammalia, Primates, Hominidae. Gene Ontology annotation, molecular function: protein binding.
GCGCGGGCUCUCUCUAGCAGGGGGCUGCAGCCAUGAAGAGGCUCUUAGCUGCCGCUGGCAAGGGCGUGCGGGGCCCGGAGCCCCCGAACCCCUUCAGCGAACUGGUGUACACUGAGAAGGACUACGGGACCAUCUACUUCGGGGAUCUAGGGAAGAUCCAUACAGCUGCCUCCCGGGGCCAAGUCCGGAAGCUGGAGAAGAUGACAGUAGGGAAGAAGCCCGUCAACCUGAACAAAAGAGAUAUGAAGAAGAGGACUGCUCUACACUGGGCCUGUGUCAAUGGCCAUGCAGAAGUAGUAACAUUUCUGGUAGACAGAAAGUGCCAGCUUAAUGUCCCUGAUGGCGAAGGGAGGACACCUCUGAUGAAGGCUCUACAAUGCGAGAGGGAGACUUGUGCAAAUAUUCUCAUAGAUGCUGGUGCUGAUCUAAAUUAUGUAGAUGUGUAUGGCAACACGGCUCUCCAUUAUGCCGUUUAUAGUGAGAAUUUGUUAAUGGUGGCAACACUGCUGUCCUAUGGUGCAGUCAUCGAGGUGCAAAACAAGGCUAGCCUCACACCCCUUUUACUGGCCAUACAGAAAAGAAGCAAGCAAACUGUGGAAUUUUUACUAACAAAAAAUGCAAAUGCAAACGCAUUUAAUGAGUCUAAAUGCACAGCCCUCAUGCUUGCCAUAUGCGAAGGCUCAUCAGAGAUAGUCGGCAUGCUUCUUCAGCAAAAUGUUGACGUCUUUGCUGAAGACAUACAUGGAAUAACUGCAGAACGUUAUGCUGCUGCUUGUGGAGUUAAUUACAUUCAUCAACAACUUUUGGAACAUAUACGAAAAUUACCUAAAAAUCCUUAAAAUACCAAUCCAGAAGGAACAUCUACAGGAACACCUGAUGAGGCUGCACCCUUGGUGGAAAGAACACCUGACACGGAUGAAAGCUUGGUGGAAAAAACACCUGACAAGGCUGCACCCUUGGCGGAAAGAACACCUGACACGGAUGAAAGCUUGGUGGAAAAAACACCUGACGAGGCUGCACCCUUGGCGGAAAGAACACCUGACACGGAUGAAAGCUGGGUGGAAAAAACACCUGACGAGGCUGCACCCUUGGCGGAAAGAACACCUGACACGGCUGAAAGCUUGGUGGAAAAAACACCUGACGAGGCUGCACCCUUGGCGGAAAGAACACCUGACACGGAUGAAAGCUUGGUGGAAAAAACACCUGACGAGGCUGCACCCUUGGCGGAAAGAACACCUGACAUGGAUGAAAGCUUGGUGGAAAAAACACCUGACGAGGCUGCACCCUUGGCGGAAAGAACACCUGACAUGGCUGAAAGCUUGGUGGAAAAAACACCUGAUGAGGCUGCACGCUUGGUGGAGGGAACAUCUGCCAAAAUUCAAUGUCUGGGGAAAGCAACAUCUGGAAAGUUUGAACAGUCAACAGAAGAAACACCUAGGAAAAUUUUGAGGCCUACAAAAGAAACAUCUGAGAAAUUUUCAUGGCCAGCAAAAGAAAGACCUAGGAAGAUCACAUGGGAGGAAAAAGAAACAUCUGUAAAGACUGAAUGCAUGGCAGGAGUAACACCUAAUAAAACUGAAGUUUUGGAAAAAGGUACAUCUAAUAUGAUUGCAUGUCCUACAAAAGAAACAUCUACAAAAGCAAGUACAAAUGUAUUUGGGGCACUCUAUGGAUGUGAGUUCUGUAGAGCCUAUAUUCAGUUUCUGCAUUUCCAUCUGAGUUUUUUUGGCACACGGACUAUUGAAAAUUCACAGUGUACAAAAGUUGAGGAAGACUUUAAUCUUGCUACCAAGAUUAUCUCUGUGAGUGAUACACAGAAUUAUGAGUGUUUACCUGCGGCUACAUAUCAAAAAGAAAUAAAGACAACAAAUGGCAAAAUAGAAGAGUCUCCUGAAAAGCCUUCUCACUUUGAGCCUGCCAUUGAAAUGCAAAACUCUGUUCCAAAUAAAGGCUUAGAAUGGAAGAAUAAACAAACAUUGAGAGCAGAUUCAACUACCCUAUCAAAAAUCUUGGAUGCAGUUCCUUCUUGUGAAAGAGGAAGGGAACUUAAAAAAGAUCACUGUGAACAAAUUACAGCAAAAAUGGAACAAACGAAUAAUAAGUUUUGUGUACUACAAAAGGAACUGUCAGAAGCAAAAGAAAUAAAAUCACAGUUAGAGAACCAAAAAGCUAAAUGGGAACAAGAGCUCUGCAGUGUGAGAUUGACUUUAAAUCAAGAAGAAGAGAAGAGUGUCGAUAUAUUAAAAGAAAAAAUUAGACCCAAAGAGCAACUUAGGAAAAAGUUAGAAGUGAAACAACAACUUGAAGAGGCUCUCAGAAUACAGGAUAUAGAAUUGAAAAGUGUAACAAGUAAUUUGAAUCAGGUUUCUCACACUCAUAAAAGUGAAAAUGAUCUCUUUCAUGAAAAUUGCAUGUUGAAAAAGGAAAUUGCCGUGCUAAAACUGGAAGUAGCCACACUGAAACGUCAACACCAGGUGGAGGAAAAUAAAUACUUUGAGGACAUUAAGAUUUUACAAGAAAAGAAUGCUGAACUUCAAAUGACCCUAAAACUGAAACAGAAAACAGUAACAAAAAGGGCAUCUCAGUAUAGAGAGCAGCUUAAAGUUCUGACAGCAGAGAACACGAUGCUGACUUCUAAAUUGAAGGAAAAACAAGACAAUGAAAUACUGGAGACAGAAAUUCAAUCACACCAUCCUAGACUGGCUUCUGCUUUACAAGACCAUGAUCAAAGUGCCACAUCAAGAAAAAACCAAGAACUUGCUUUCCACAGUGCAGGAGAUGAUCAUUUGCAAGGAAUAGUGAAUGUUGAUGUGAGUAAUACAAUAUAUAACAAUGAGGUGCUCCAUCAACCACUUUAUGAAGCUCAAAGGAAAUCCAAAAGCCCAAAAAUUAAUCUCAAUUAUGCAGGAGAUGAUCUAAGAGAAAAUACAUUGGUUUCGGAACAUGCACAAAGAGACCGAUGUGAAACACAGUGUCAAAUGAAGAAAGCUGAACACAUGUAUCAAAAUGAACAAGAUAAUGUGGACAAACACACUGAACAGCAGGAGUCUCUGGAGCAGAAAUUAUUUCAACUAGAAAGCAAAAAUAGGUGGCUUCGACAGCAAUUAGUUUAUGCACAUAAGAAAGUUAACAAAAGCAAGGACAAUAUUCAGUUUCUUGAGACAAAAAUGCAACGUCAUCUAAAAGAGAAAAAUGAGGAGGUAUUCAAUUAUGGUAACCAUUUAAAAGAAUGUAUAGAUCAAUAUGAAAAAGAGAAAGCAGAAAGAGAAGUAAGUAUCAAAAAAUAUAAAUACUUUUCAACCUUCCUGAAAGAAAAUGGCCUUGGCUAAAUGCUGAAUCUAGUUGAAUAUAUAUAUAUACACACACACACACAUAUAUAUAUAUAUAUGUGUGUGUAUAUAUAUACACACACAUAUAUAUGUGUAUAUAUAUAUGUAUAAAUAGAUGAUAAAUGUACUUACUAUAUCAGCUUAGAAACAUGCCUCAUUUCCACCAAAUUGAAAGCUAAGAGACAUUUUACUUUGAGUAAAGGCAUUGUGUCACUGAUGAAAUUAUAAGAGUUUAAGUUAAAGAUUUUUAAUAGAUUAACAUUAAUGACAUUGGCUUAUACUGCUGAAAUAAAGGUUUUAAUGUCUCUUUGUGGCCACAUUUUUUGACUAUAAUGAAGCAGAAAAAUGGGAAUGCCCAUAUCAGCAAUUAGUAUUUUGAAAUUAAGAUUCAGUUCAGCAAUGUACAUUGACAGUUAAUUCUAAAUUUUCCAGAGGAACAGAAGUGUAUUUGAAGUAUAUUUUGAAGUGUACAUUUCUGCAUCUUGUAACAACACUUUGUUAGUAGCUUUUUAUAUAUUUUAGUUGGUAGAAUUUUAUUUUCAUUUAUGUCAAUUUGACUUAAUCUGAACAUAUUUGAAUCUGAAAUUAUGUAUUGUUAAAACCUCUCAAUUUUUUAAAGGCAUCUGUGUUUUGUUAAAUAAUACCUUAGGACAAAUGUAGUGGAUUUUAGCAAUAUCAAAUUUGAUUUAAUCACCCCACUGGUAUUCAUAAUUUAUUUUGAAUAUUGUUACAAAUCAUUUGCUCAUAAUUUCUAUUUCAAGGCUCAAAAACUAUCAUGUGGAUAGAACUUUGUCCCACAGAAAGAUGAUUGUAGCUAUCUGUGAUUUAUUAGCUUUGCAUUGGAUCCCCAUUUUUCAAUUCAUAAGGGGUGGCAGGGUUCAUGUAUAGUACAAAAGAAGUGAGUAGAGGAGAGAAACAUAGGAGCUGAGGUCAGGAGGGAUGUGGAGACCAGGUUACCAAGGGCCUGUAAAGUUUGAAAUAAAAAUACUUUUAUUCUGAGAUAAAAAUCUAUUGGAAAAAUUUCAGCAGGUGAUUGAAUAUGUGAGGAACUUUGACGUUGAUUUGUGCUUCUAAUACAGAAGAAGGAAAGAAUUCCACUGUGUAGAAUUUACCACCACUAGUCCUGCCAUUUUUUUUUUGAGACUUCUGUAAGUUGUGAAGAAUUACAGAUUCAUUAAGGGAAAAAAUUACUAGUGAGAUGAAUCUUGUGUCUAGUAAGACAGUACCAAUUUGGCAGAAAGAUUACACCUUCUUGUGUCCUUAAGUAAAUUCACUAACAAGGAGCAAUGUGCACAAAUGAAGAAAAUAAACUGAAUCAAUAUAUUUGGGGAUACUUUUGAAAGUAAAUAUUGUUAAUUUGAUAAGAUGAUUUACGAAAUCAAAAACAUGUCUUGUCAGGUCAUUGUGAGACAACUUCAAAAAAAAUUGGCUGAUCUUAAUAAACAGUGUGAGGCUUCACUAGAGGUUACAUCACAUUCUCACUCUCUGAGGCAUCAAUAGAGGCUACAUCACAUUAUCACAUUAAUCUCAAAGGUGAGAUACAGGAUUUAAUGAGGAAAUGAUUUCAAAUCAAAAGUCAAGUGUGUGUUAAAUGUGACAUGCCAACAGUGAGUCUAUAACUGGUUAAAUAAUAUAAAUUGUUUUAUGAUACUAAUAUCCAUGGGAAGACUUCUUUUAUAUGUUCAUUACAAUUAGUUUUAUUACAAUUUUAUUAUUUUUAUAAAGUGCUUAUUUUUAAAACUGUG